Saccostrea cuccullata (small rock oyster) is the source of this 1704-nucleotide messenger RNA. RefSeq lists its product as uncharacterized. The record is from RefSeq and is a predicted model, not a curated record. The transcript has 4 exons. Lineage: Eukaryota; Metazoa; Mollusca; Bivalvia; Ostreida; Ostreidae. The coding region runs from base 117 to 1127 and encodes 336 amino acids.
UAAAUACAAAUGAGUCCUCAGACUUCUUCCGGGAAAAAUUGUGAAAAUUAAUCAGUGAUAAUUUGAACAAAUUACAAAAUGCGGAAGAAUUGUUUGCUAGCUGAUGUUUUCUAGGGAUGAAAAACAAAAAGAAAAAGUGUUUACUUUUAUUUUUGCUACAAAUUUAUCGUCUUCAUGCCAGAUGUCCGAGCGACCCAAACUUAGUGUGUUGUCCAGAUAAGAUUUGGGACAACGAAAGAGGAAAAUGCAUCAGUUGUGUUAUCGGGUAUUCUGGAAUCAACUGCUCCACACCGUGUCGUCCUCCGAGUUAUGGAAAGGACUGUCAGUCACAAUGCUCUUGUAGGAAAACAGAAUUUUGUAGCCCCUCGUACGGCUGUAUGCCAAUAUCAACAGAAGUGGUCACAACAGAGAAAAGUCUGGCAACAACUCAAAAAGAAUUAGAAAAGAGUUCAACAGCAACAACCGUAUUUCCCACCACGAGUACGAAAUCUAGCCCGGAAGUGGUAACAACGUCUGCUCUCAUCUCCGGAGAAACUAGAAGCACGCGUGCGCAUGAAAUCAUAGUAAACCCCCACAGUGGCUUGAAUAAAACUCUGUUAGAUGAACUCAUCUUGUCGAAUAGCCCCCUCUUGUUAGGGAUUUUUAUAUUCUGUGGGUUGUUCUUACUCCUCUUUGCCGUGUUGGUAAUUACACAGAUCCGAUAUAAAUGCUUCAAAAAUAAUGGUAAUCCGGGGCACAACCAGGAUAUUUAUCCAAAAGGGAACCCACAGCUUAAAUCAUACGACGUUAUCCACGGCAAAGAAUCAAAAGAUUUGAAAAUUGGAUCAAGAGCUGAAACACCACCCGAACAAAGGGAUCCACCAUACGCAGACAUUGAAAAUUACAUUGAAAAUGAACAAAAGAUGCCCGACAGUGACGACCCGAAACCGUGUCAGUCAAAUGGCAAUGUCCUUUCACAGAAAGACGGACCAACACUGGAGAAAACCAUACCAAAGUACAUCGAAAUUGUAGGCUCCCCUGAACGCGAGUCAACGAGAAAAGGAUUAACGAACGAUUUGACGGUCGUCAGCAAUACCUACACAACUGACUGCACAAACCCCAAACAAUUGUAUUUGUCAGUGGUUUAAAUUUAUCUUGUAUGUUAUCAGUACUAGUAUUUGCAGAUUUGCCUUUUAUUCAUACACUGAAUCGUCUACAGUUGAUUCCGUUUGCGCGAUCAUGACAAGGAGCACAAGGCGGUUGUGACCGGUCGGCAGGGUAUGAUUACUCCUCCAUGGCAGCAGAUCCCACCUCUGAUUUUUAAGGGGUUCGUGUUUAUACUGUUGAAUCAUUUCAAUUGACUUAAGGGCUACUUUUUUUUUGUUUAUCUCCAAAUUUUCCUUACAUUCAACGUUAACUCGCCUAUGACAGUGACAGUUCUGUACACAUUUAGUUUGAUUAGCGAUAGCUUUAAUUUCCAUUUAAAUUUCUGGCAAAUAAAGCUGAAUUUCAACAAUGUCUUUGAAGUCAUCAUAUUCAAAGUUUUACGAUUGAAAGAAUGUUGUGUCAGCAAAAACAAUUCAACAUGAAGUAACUAACAUUUAUGACACUCUCAUUUUUCAUCGUUUGUUUAAUUUUUCUGACGCAUAUUAUAUUGUACCUAUUUCAUGUUUGUAUCUUCUCUACACUGUAGUGCAGAUUAAGAGAAUAAACUAUUGAAUUGAA